This is a messenger RNA of Toxotes jaculatrix (banded archerfish), 1298 nucleotides long. Its product is annotated as formin-like protein 3. Lineage: Eukaryota; Metazoa; Chordata; Actinopteri; Toxotidae. The record is from RefSeq and is a predicted model, not a curated record. The coding region runs from base 136 to 492 and encodes 118 amino acids. The transcript is spliced from 4 exons.
GAUGUUAUUGCAGCUGUCGGAUGAAUAAGUGUGGAAGAUCUACUACAGUCUAAGAACAAACCAAGUGGAAGGCAGCCUAACGCUCAGGCGUUUUUCCCUUAACAUCCCUGGAAGAGAGACUUGAACGACGGAUAAAUGGACACAGCUGCACAGCCACCACCUCCACCGCCACCACCGCCGCCAUCACAAAACCUGGCUCCUAUACCCCGUCCUAAACCACACCCUCAGCCGGCUGCAGUACCUUUUACUAGUCUUUCACCGGAGUCUGUAAAUGAUGCCCAGGCUGGAGACGAUCCACCACCUCUCCAAGGACUAAAUGCGCACCCGUCUCCAUCAUCAGAAGGACAAGAGGACAAUCACUCUGAUAGUGAAGAGAAAUACCAUCCAGUGCAGGAAACUGACCCUGCACCACAGGCACUUAAUAGCCUACAGAUGACAGAGCAGCAAGAUGGACAACCCACUCACAUGGACCCCGCUGGAGAGGGCCAAUAGGCCUAAAAACACAGAUGUACAUUUGCCUGUACUUGAACCUGCGCUUGAAACAGAUGGGCACAAGUGCAGGUUCCUAAGAUGUUGAUGAUCUUUCAGUCAUCACCAUCCUUGGUACCUGCAGCUGAAUUCAUAAUUUAGAGCUGUGCUUUUUUUUUUUUCUUACACAAAUUCCAGCCAUAUGCUUUAUAGUGCCUUUGAAAAACUUUGAACUGAAAUUAACUUUAACAUAGAUAUUUUAAUAGCAUUUUAGUAGCAUAAAAAUAAAAAUCUAAAUGUACUGUAAGGGGUCGGCACGGUGGUGCAGUGGUUAGCACUGUCAAGCACUCAAGCUCUAUCAAGACUGAAAAAAUUACCCAGGUGGUGUCACCAAGAGUUAUUGGUUGGUUAUUAUUGUUAUUAUUGGUUAUGUUGUGCUUGGAAACUUCUAAUUUUUCACACACAGUUUGUGUAGAGGACAUGCGCAUGCACCAGACAGGGAGACUGUUUGAAUUAAGGGAAUUGUACGAUCAAGGGUCUUGGAGCGUGACCUAAAAUUAGGACUUCUCAGCUUCAAAUUUAACCAUUCUGUUGUAAUCUGUCACUCAUGAGUUUCCCAUUUUUAUGGGAGUACCCCUAUAUUUACAGUAUAUAGGGGUAAGUACUUCAAGUAUUCACUAUUAGUACUUAAAAGUACUUAAAUUGAAUGUGCAAUUAUAUUGCUUUGGAUUUAUGUAUUUUUUAAAUAUCAUUUUCUUGUUUACUUAAUAGCACAGCAGUUUUUGCCAUUGUCCAAAAUGUUUCGUAAAUUAAACUCAAACCUGCUUUGA